Molecule: messenger RNA, 1021 nt
Organism: Mauremys reevesii (Reeves's turtle)
Lineage: Eukaryota; Metazoa; Chordata; Testudines; Geoemydidae
Product: heat shock protein 30C-like
Exons: 1
Coding region: 45-716 (223 amino acids)
Biological process (GO): response to heat; protein refolding
Molecular function (GO): protein folding chaperone
Source: RefSeq, a predicted model, not a curated record
CACGCCAGGCAGGCAAAGGCAGCAGGAGUCUGGGCAGCAGAACCAUGACGAGCUGCUCCUGGUACCUGGUGCGGCUGCUCCCGCUCAGACGGUGGCCGUGGCGGGGCUUCGGCCCCACGUGGGUCUGCAGCAGCCAGCCGGGGAGUGCCCUCCUGGGGCCGGCCCCCCAGAGCUGCUUCGAGCAGGUGGUGGGCGACGUGCGCAGGCACAUGGAGGAGAUGGCCAGGAUAAGCCGUGCUGUCGGCCAGGCCCAGCCGCCCCUCUGCUGGGAGCCUGCGGGCCAGAGGCAGCCGGGGGCGGCUGGGGAUGCCGAGGCGGAGCCGCGGGAGGAGAAGUUCCAGCUCUCUGUGGACGUGGCCGGCUUCUCUCCGGAGGAGCUGACGGUGAGGAUGGAGGGGAGGAGCGUGACGGUGACCGGGAAGCAUGAAAAGCAAAGCACAUGGGAAGAGGGGGGCCGCAGGCGGGAAUGCAGGGAGCUGCGCACCCAGGCUGUGCUGCCAGAGGACGUGGAUCUCCAGGCCGUGACCUGCUCCCUGUCCCGGGACGGACAGCUCUGCAUCCAGGCUCCACGCCUGGCCCCGCCGCCCGUGAAGGGGAGAGCCCUUCCCAUCAGCAUCCAGCAGGCGCAGGAAGCCGGGGCGGGGAAGGAGCCGCGAAGCAGCGAGGGGCUGGGCAGGGGGCCUGCGGGAGGGAGCGAGGGAACGAGGGGGUCCUGACCCACCAGAGGUGCCAGCGCCCCUCGCCCCAGAGACCGCAGCCAUGGCCGGGCUGCCAGCACUGCCCGCUCCGGCCCUGCGCGCUCGCAGGGUUCUGUGCCCCCACGUGCCUCUUCCGGAGCAGAGCCUGGGGAACUGCCCUGUCUCUGGGGCGGGUUGGAUCCGCCGGAGGCUCCCGGCAGGAUUCUGGUACCUGUAACGAAUGCGCAAGUGUCACCAUCUCCCUGUUCCCCCCUGGCUGUGUUGCCGGGUGACGAUUCUCUCCGGGUGUCUCUCGUUUGUGUCACCACUGGAAUAAACCUGUU